CAACAACCAAACCUUUGUUGUUUCUUUUUUUUUCCAUCUCUUUUUUUUUUCCUCUCAUACAGAGCUGUGCUCUGUCAAGCCAAACUAAUACCCAAAGAAAAAAAAAAAAAACGAAAUUCGGUAGCUUGCUGGUCUUGCUACUCAGUUGUUUAAUCAUCUUCUACUACCAAAGAAACAACUCUGGUUCAAACUUGCUCGUCACGCUCUCCGGCGCAAAAGACAUUCUCUCAGGACACUUUUAAUAUUCUUUUCAGCACUCGAUCUUUUCUAAUAACGAAGUCAAAAAUGUCCGCCAUCCAGCUCUCCUUCUCUCUCCGCGUCUCCUCGGGCGUCAAGACGGUCCACCUCCUCGGCUCGUGGGACAACUACACCGGCCAGCUCCCUCUCUCCAAGGACAAGAGCUCCUCCAAGGGCACCUGGAAGGGCACCUUCCGCUUCCAGCAGUCCACCCUCCAGCCCGGCCAGCGAUACUGGUACUACUACAUCAUCGACGGCUACCACGUCUCGCACAACCCCAGCGUGGACUCCACCGUCGAACCCACCACUGGCCGCGCCCUGAACAUCCUCGACGUGCCCAAGGUCAAGUCCUCCUCGUCUUCCAAGUCGUCCUCCCGCAAGUCGACCUCGUCCUCCUCCUGCAGGAGCUCGCGCGCCUCGAUCAGCAGCGACAUCCCCAAGGGCCGGCCCCUGUCCAUCUCCCAGAUCAAGGCCCCCAAGCCCGUGUCGCCCAACGCCACCCGCCACAUUCUGGACAACGACUUUGACGAGGAGGAGCUCAGCAGCCGCUUCGCCUCCACCGGUAUCUACGACGAUGACUACUACUAUGACGAUGAGGACGUCAUCACCGACUUUGGCGCCCCCGGCUCCCCGGUCUCCUCGGUCGGCUCCUCGCUCUCGUAUCACUCCGACAGCUCCGGCUCGUCGGGCUACAGCACCCCGGCCUCGGAGUGCUCCAGCUGCACCUGCGAGCGCUACGGCAUCACCCGAAAGGGCGAGCGCGUCCGCCUCGACUGCGGCGGCUCCCGCUGCGCCUACGACGACUCGUCGUGCUCCUCCUCGGAGGACGAGGCCGAGUACAUCGAGCGCAGCUCCCGCCGCAACGGCAUCGUCGUCCGCGCUUAAGUCGGCUGUCCGCCACGGUUGCCUCGGGCAGAGGCAAUGGAAGAGGUUGUUCAUUCUUGGUGUUCUUGUUGUCAACACAGACUUGGGGCUGAAUAAGAGGGCCAGAGGCGUUGUGAUUCCCCUUGCCGAAUCUGCCUCACAGUUCUGUCCUCCGGUGUUUCUUGUUUUCUACCGAGAUUCACCACAAGUCGACACACACCAUCCGUCCGUUACCGGACAUUCAAUAUCCGCAGGGAGAAGAGACUUGAUCGGACGAUGGCUAGUUUCAACUCGCUCACUUCGUUGUUAUGAAACACACCAGCGGUGAGCCCCCGUUGGCUGUCUCGGGGAUCUCACAAACCCCCUUCCCUCCUUCCCUCCUUUCUCGGCACGUCUGAAAGGGGGACAGGUCGGCUCGGCUGGUUCGAGCCCUCCCUGCUCCCGCUUAGCCGUUGUCGUUCUCGGGGUCGGAGAAGAGUCCCCAGUUGGCCUGCGCUCCCGUUAGCGUGUGCGUCUCCCUCCCGCUUCCUCGCGAAGAAGGAAGGGGGAGGCACUCGAUGGCUGCCUGGCCCUGUCUUGAGAUGUAAUACUCUCUUGCGUUCUCUCAUUUUGUUGCGGCAUCGCAUACGACAAACCUCGGCCGGAGUACUGUGCUCCCCCUGGCGGGGAGUGCGGUCCAGCUCUCGGCAACGAAGAACCAUGACAAGCAGAGAGAGUAUCUGCUUGUGGGGAGGGACAAGUUGUGAACCCCCUCCGGUUUCCUGCUUCUAGGGGAUGGUUUUCUUGAGCAGGGGCCCGCCUGUUGGGGACUUGGACAAGCUUGUGGCCUCGCGACCCGGCCUCAAUUGUUUUGCAUGGAAGGGUCUGAGCUAGCCCAUUUUCUGAUUGACGGUGAUGGUGAUGAUGGGGGGUUAUGACAGCGGCAACCCCCACUUGUGAUGGGGAGUUGGCCAAUCCCGUUUUCGCCUGUAGUUAGUACUCUUGCCGCUACCGAGUGUAUGUAACUACUGCAAUGAACUGUCUACCUGCCUGUAUCUGUUGCCUCCUGGGGAUCUUUGCCACGUGGAAUGUCUUGUGGCUACGAAGUUGAAUGACUGCGGGAAGCUUCACUUGUAAUCCAUACUGUUUAUGACGGAAUAUGGAGCAAUCCCGUCUCCUUGGUUGUCAUAUUCAAAUCUCUGCCUGAGAGCCUUUCAAUGGCAGAGUGAUUCUUCUCAUUGAGGAGAUAGUCGCUAUGCAGAGUUCUAAAGAAAUAAUAUGCAAUGAAAGUCGUUAACCGCU
Molecule: messenger RNA, 2382 nt
Organism: Thermothelomyces thermophilus ATCC 42464
Lineage: Eukaryota; Fungi; Ascomycota; Sordariomycetes; Sordariales; Chaetomiaceae
Exons: 1
Coding region: 286-1122 (278 amino acids)
Source: RefSeq, a predicted model, not a curated record